AUGACUUCUACUGAACCCGAAUCAGCUGAACCUGAAGAAGUACCACCACCACCGGUACAGAAACCUGGUAGAAAGAAAACAGAUGUGGCUUGGGCACAUUGUUUCGUAGCUACUGAGGAUGGAAAACCUGUUUUGAUAUGCUUGCACUGUAAUAAAAAUAUCAAAGGUGGUGGAAUUAAUAGGAUGAAGGCACAUUUGGCACGAGAAUCAGGGCAAAUAACAGGAUGCCCCAACGUGCCUGAUGAAGUUCAAGUGAAAAUGAAAGAAAGCAUUGAUGAAUGCCAAGGCAAGAAAAGAAAAGCUGAACAAGAGUAUAAGGAAAGUAAUUCAAUUGAUGAGCACUCUCUGACACCCGAUGAAGAGGUUACAAUGCCACAACCACCACCUUCUAAAUCUCAAAAGGGGAAGGACACUGGUCGCAUAUCUGCUUUUUUUGUGCCUAGAACAACUCCAGGAGCUCAACCUACGCUGAAGAGUGUGUUGCAAAGUAAAGAAAUUGUGGAGAAGUGUGACCUUGCCAUUUCAAGAUGGAUGAUUGAUGCUUCUGUGCCAUUCAAUGCAGUUAAUUCUGCAUACUUUCAACCUAUGAUUGAUGUUGUUUGUGCCAUGGGUUCAGGGUAUAAAGCUCCAAACUUUCAUAGAGUUCGUGGUUUCUUGUUGAAUAAAUGGGUUGAUGACACAAAGAAACUUGUUGAGAGUUAUCGUGAAGUGUGGAAGCGAACUGGUUGCACUCUUAUGGCAGGCGGGUGGACUGAUCGGUGUAGGAGGUCCCUCAUUAAUUUCUUGGUCUAUUGUCCUAAAGACACUGUUUUUCUCAAAUCAGUUGAUGCUUCUCAGUAUGCAAAAACAGCUGAAAUGCUUUUUAAGCUCUUUAAGGAAGUUAUUUUAUAUAUUGGCCCUGAAAAUGUUGUUCAAGUUGUGACAGAUAAUGCUGCAAACUAUGUUGCUGCUGGCAGGUUAUUAGAGGCUGAGUUUCUCAAGUUAUAUUGGUCUCCUUGUGCUGCACACUGUGUUAAUUUGAUGUUCCAAUACAUUGGGAAGCUAGAGGAAGUAGCAGAGACUGUGUCACAAGCUUCUAAUAUUACCAAGUACAUCUAUAAUCACUGCUUUGCAUUGAGUUUGAUGAGAAAGCAUACAAAUAACAGGGAAAUUCUUCGUCCAGCCCCAACUCGCUUUGCUACUAAUUUUAUUGCAUUGCAGAGUAUUUUGCCUCAAAUGGAAGCUUUAAGAGCCAUGGUGGUAGAUAAGGCAUGGACAACCUCAACCUAUGCUAGAGAUACCGAGGCAAAGAAAUUUUUGGAGCAAGUGGGUUUUGGAAGAAAUGUGCUGAUAUUGUGA
Messenger RNA from Lotus japonicus, 1338 nucleotides. RefSeq lists its product as uncharacterized. The coding region runs from base 1 to 1338 and encodes 445 amino acids. The transcript has a single exon. Lineage: Eukaryota; Viridiplantae; Streptophyta; Magnoliopsida; Fabales; Fabaceae. The record is from RefSeq and is a predicted model, not a curated record. Gene Ontology annotation, molecular function: DNA binding.